UGGAGGAGGAAGCGUUUACAUUGCUGCCGCCGACAACCUCUCGGAACCGACCGAGCGAGCGAGCGAGCGACCCGCCGGCCGGCCGGCGUCGUAUAUCUUCUCUCCAAAGGCAGUGAAGAGACGCCUUUCAUCCCACGUCCUCAAAGCGACAACACUUCCCCUCCCCACCCCGCAGCAUCAAAGAAGACGGACGGACGGAAGGACGGCACAUCUCGUUCAACGCGUUGACUUGGCGACACUUGUAUGCUCCGCUUCCCUUCGUCCAAAUUGCUCACAACGACCAACUCGGGGACGGAGAUCAGACGGUGGGAUGGAAACGCAGAUCCAUGUGCCUGUCGGUUCGCCGGUUAUAGCAAAGAUUCACGUUUUUGUAGACGAGCACAACGUGACGGAAGGAGCAUUGGAGAUCAUUAAAGAGCUGAGACCGGCGUGGGACACGAACCGUGUCAAGACCAAGUUCUUCACUGAAGGGACAACCAACAAACUGGUGGGCUGCUAUGUGGAGGAAAGUCCCCAACAUGUGGUCUUGGUGCGUGUUUAUGGGAACAAGACGGAGCUAAUUGUGGACAGAGACAAUGAGCUUAAAAGCUUUCAGGUGCUGCACGCUAACGGUUGCGCUCCCCGUCUUUACUGCACGUUUCAAAAUGGCAUCUGUUACGAAUACAUGCAGGGGGAAGCGCUCGGGCCUCGAGAUGUCAGGGAUCCUUCCUUGCUCAGACUGAUCGCCAGAGAGAUGGCUCAUAUCCACGCCAUCCAUGCGCAUAACGGAUGCAUCCCCAAAGCCAACCUGUGGAUUAAGAUGCAGAAAUAUUUCUCCCUCGUGGCGACGGAGUUCACAGAACAAGCUUCAAACAUCAGAAUCCAAAAAGAAGUGCCCAGCAAGGAAGUGCUGGAGCAGGAGAUGGUGUGGAUGAAGGAGCAUCUCUCCACCCUGGGAUCGCCUGUGGUGCUUUGCCACAAUGACCUGCUCUGCAAGAACAUCAUACACAACAGCAAAGAGGCUCAUGUUCGCUUCAUAGACUAUGAAUACUCCGGUUACAACUACCAGGCGUUUGACAUUGGCAACCACUUUAACGAAUUUGCAGGCAUGGCCGAUCUGGACUACGGGCUGUACCCGAGUCGGGAGAUGCAGAUGGACUGGCUCCGAUUCUACCUGCAAGCCUUUAAGCUUUUCACCAAGAAAACAGAAGAGGUCAGCGCUAAAGAACUGGAGACGCUCUAUGUGCAGGUCAACAAGUUUGCUCUGGCUUCUCACUUCUUUUGGGGUUUCUGGGCCCUCAUUCAAGCCAAAUACUCCUCCAUCGACUUUGACUUCCUGGGGUACGCUGUGUUGCGUUUCAACCAAUACUUUAAGAUCAAACCCACAGUGAUGGCCUUGCACAUUCCAGAGUGAGCCAAAACGGAGGCAGCCACGACAUCCGUGGCAGUCGUGGCAGUCGGAGCCAACGAUGAUUCGGACCACUGAUUUGUCCUCCCUCGUGGCACUUUGCCCUAAAGACUUGAUUCCUCCCUCCCUCCCUCCCUCCCUCCCCAAAUGUAGCUCAAUAUUUGUCUCUCUUACACUGGAGCUCUUGCUUCCAGGCAGCUGAGCUCUUGCGUGAUCUUUUGACAACUUUAUUCCUCUGAAUCAGUGCCUCAGCAGCCAUUAAGAACAAGUACUUAGGUGGACCAAUCAACAUUCGUCAGGUUGUGGAGUGAGAGUGCAUUUGACACCAUCCCUUCCUUUUGUUACCUCCACUCUGGUGCUAAGAUUCCGCUAAGCAGCCGCCGCUGCUUGUCGAUGUACCGAGUGUGAACGUGCAAAAUGGAAAAGCUUUUCAAUGCCUCGGAGCAAUCAAGGAGGGAAAACAUCUGUUCAUUUAUUGGAAGACUCGUGCAACUGCGUUGACUGUGCAAUGACGCUGCUGUAUGAAGUUGGAUGGGAUCUGACCUUAAACCGCUCCCCCCCCCCCCCCCCCCUACACCAUCUUGACUUUUAUGGUCACACUGAGCCAGCCGCUUGGUUGAACAUUCCUUCUGAACUUUUCAGACCAUGGAAAACCACCGCCUCGGCUCAGAAAAAGUCCUUGUGACUUGAAAACUGUGAUGCAAACCGUUUCAUCGACUUUCUUUUGAACGCACAAUAUCUGUGCUAAGUCCGCGUUUUUAAAGGCAUUCAUGUUGCACUGCCUCCAUAUGGACCACAAAGAGCGAGCAAGGGACCCGGUGUUUGUUCCAAAUGACUAAAUGUAGGGAAGGCUCUCGAUUUACGCCAACCUCCCUCUUCUUUUACACUGAGAUCGGCUCUUACCCCCCAAACCCUCCCCCCCUUUAGAUGGGUCGUUGGCAAGGGCGGUUGAGGUUUGUGCACGGAUACAGUUUGGGGGUUCAACAUGUUUCCCACCCAUACUAAAGUAAGUUAACAUUGCAACUGACAAUGAAUCAAAGAGUUGUUCUUUUGAGUGCUGACUCAGGGGGCAAAUUCUAAAAGCGAAAGACUGUUAACGUGUGCUUUUGAUUGGUCUUAUUUAUCGUGUUGAAAUCCUACUGAAACGCUUGGUGUGCUUGCAAACGCUUCAUUUGAGGUCCAGAUGUGAAGGAUCACUAUACACAUGAAGGAUGAUUUCUUUUUCCAAAUGGUUCGUCACCUUGACACGUAGCGCCGAUUCAUUGACGGCGACAGAUGAUGUAAAGAUGAAGGGUGUAAAUACUGUCAAAUGUUUGUGUCCAGUGAUUCUUUCCACCUUGGUGGGUGGGACUUGCAAGAUCUAUUUAACACGGAUUGGCUGUUGCUUAAUAAAAUGCAUCGAAUUAAAAAACA
Syngnathus typhle (broad-nosed pipefish) is the source of this 2800-nucleotide messenger RNA. It is a transcript of the gene etnk2, whose product is annotated as ethanolamine kinase 2. The coding region runs from base 311 to 1393 and encodes 360 amino acids. NCBI's taxonomy places the organism in Eukaryota, Metazoa, Chordata, Actinopteri, Syngnathiformes, Syngnathidae. Gene Ontology annotation, cellular component: cytoplasm. The record is from RefSeq and is a predicted model, not a curated record. Gene Ontology annotation, molecular function: ethanolamine kinase activity. Gene Ontology annotation, biological process: phosphatidylethanolamine biosynthetic process. The transcript has 9 exons.